AGUGGACGCUGGUGACGCACGCCUGGCUUCGCUUCUCAUUGGUUGUUUCUCACGCAGAGCCCGCCCUCCAUCGAAUUGUUCGGCGAAUCGGGUUUCUGUCUCUGUGACGAUGUAACGGUUCCGGUAAAAUGGCGGCCCGCUAAGAGAGGGCGACGUUUGCUGUUUGGAGGAGAAAUAAUGGAGCCGUAGUUGAAGUGUGUGUGGUGUAAAAUGGUGGUAGUCGGGUUCUGGAGCUGGCCCGUCUGUCAGGCGGCAGUGAGAGCAGCGUUGCGCGGAAGGAGACGCUAUGGGAAGCUUCAUCCGUCCGGCAGUCAGACCGAACGCUUGCGGAUCUUCCAGUCUCUCUGUGACCGGCGUGUGACUGGAGCUGAUGAGGACCUCGCGGCGUCGGGACAGGAUCUCACCAUCCGAUUGGCUGACGGCCGAACGGUCAAAGGGUCAGCCGGUGUGACCUCACCGCUACAGAUCGCCAGGAGUGAACGUGUUAAAGGUGCGCUGCUGGGCAGAGUGAACGGAGGUCUGUGGGACCUGGGGCGCCCUCUUCUGGAGGACUGUGAACUGCAUCUGCUGGGCUUUGACUCGCUGGAGGGCAGGCAGGCGGUGUGGCGGACCGGAGCGUGUGUGUUAGCGAGCGUGAUGGAGAAUCUCUUCAGCGCUCGUGUGUGUCGAGAGGGGGUCUCUGACGCGGGCCUCUACUGUGAUUAUCGGCUCCAAAACAACGCUCCGUCUCUGUCGGACGUGGAGCGGAGCUGUAAGCAGAUGGCAGCUGGGAAGACUCCCAUCGUCAAGCUCGAGGUCACGCUACAGGACCUGAAAGAGAUCUUCCAGGAUGAUGCUGUCAGGCUGCAGCUGGCUGAAGAGCAGAUGACGGGGAACACACUCAGUGUGUACAGGUGUGGAGACACUGUGGGGGUGUGUUCAGGUGUUCUUCUCCCACACACAGGUUUCCUGAAGGCCUUUAACAUGCUGCAGGUGUCUUCUGUCACUCUAUCCGGUUCAACAGAGGAGUCAGGCAUCCUCAGGAUGAUCGGCACGGCGUUUCCCGGAGAGAAGGAGCGAGAGGAAUGGGAGAGAGAGCAGGAGGAGGCCAGAAAGAGAGACCACAGGAGAAUGGGAAAGGAGCAGGAGCUCUUCUUCUUUCACGAUGUCAGUCCCGGCAGCUGCUUCUUCUUGCCUAAAGGAGCUCAUAUAUACAACACGCUCACCGACUUCAUAAAGGGUGAGUACAGGAGGCGGGGCUUCAGCGAGGUUGUGACCCCGACGCUGUACAGCACGUCUCUGUGGAAGCGCUCGGGUCACUGGGAGCACUACAGCGAGAACAUGUUCACGGUGACCUGUGAGCCGCACACCUUCGCUCUCAAGCCCAUGAACUGCCCCGCACACUGCGUGAUGUUCGAGCAGCGGCCCCGUUCGUGGCGAGAGCUCCCCAUCCGCUGGGCGGACUUCGGCGCGCUGCACCGCAACGAACACUCGGGAGCGCUGGGCGGCCUGACCCGAGUCCGCCGCUUCUGCCAGGACGACGCACACAUCUUCUGCGCGCCUGAACAGCUGGAGGAGGAGAUCACGGCGUGUUUGGACUUCUUGAGGAGCGUGUACCGUGUCUUCGGGUUCUCCUUUCACUGUCUGCUCUCCACGCGGCCCGAGCACUUUCUGGGAGAGCCCGCCCUCUGGGACGCUGCAGAGCAGCAGUUAGAGAGCAGUCUCAAGCUGUUUGAGGAGCACUGGGAGCUGAAUCCCGGAGACGGAGCGUUUUACGGACCCAAGAUAGACGUCCAGAUCCGUGACGCUCUCGGCCGACAGCACCAGUGUGCCACGAUCCAGCUGGACUUCCAGCUGCCCAUCAGGUUCAACCUGCAGUACGUCGGGGCUGAUGGACAGAUGCACAGGCCGAUCAUGAUCCACCGGGCAGUGCUGGGGUCCCUGGAGAGGAUGAUCGCUAUCCUGGCCGAAAACUUUGGAGGGAAAUGGCCUUUCUGGCUGUCUCCGGCGCAGGUGAUGGUGCUGCCUGUGGGGGUCAGCAGCGAGGCGUACGGGCGGGAGGUGGUCUGCAGGCUGAGGGAAGCUGGCUUCGUGGCUGAUAUCGACAAUGAUGACGGAAACACCUUAAAAAAGAAAAUCCUCUCCGCGCAGCUAGAGCGCUACAAUUACAUGUUCGUGGUGGGAGAGAAGGAGUGCGUGAGCGGCACGGUGAGCGUGAGGACGAGGACGGGGAAGCAGCUCGGACAGAAAUCCCUGCAGGAAGUGAUGCGCUCGCUGAACGAGCUCAGACAGACACGCAGCAAUUUGGAGGAGUUUUAGGACCACCACCACGAGAUAAACACACUGACUCCUUCAUUUCCUCUCAGCCUGAUGUUAUUUCGUGUAUAAUAACAUAAUAAAUAACUUUUACUAUUCA
Messenger RNA from Puntigrus tetrazona (Sumatra barb), 2395 nucleotides. RefSeq names its product threonyl-tRNA synthetase 2, mitochondrial (gene tars2). The record is from RefSeq and is a predicted model, not a curated record. Gene Ontology annotation, molecular function: ATP binding; threonine-tRNA ligase activity. The coding region runs from base 211 to 2298 and encodes 695 amino acids. The transcript has 18 exons. Gene Ontology annotation, biological process: threonyl-tRNA aminoacylation. Gene Ontology annotation, cellular component: cytoplasm. NCBI's taxonomy places the organism in Eukaryota, Metazoa, Chordata, Actinopteri, Cypriniformes, Cyprinidae.